UUUAACCUUUUACCUUGCAUCGCUUUUCCCGCCAGCGCCAAAUCUCCUCUCCAGUGUUUAGCAUCCCGAGAUCGAGAGAAGCGCGGCAUGCAGUUGUAAUGCUGUGGUAGUUAAGCGUGGUUGGGGGGAUCUGUAAGUUGCAAAAUUAUGGCCAAGCAAAGCAGCAUCUUCAGCUUUUUCGCUAAAUCUCCCCCAUUAAGGAGUAAGUCGAGUAAAGCUAGCAGCUCAUCUCCGGUUGAAGCGGAUCUUCCAUCUGUGCGCAAGUCUAACACUUCGCCAAAAGAAGGGGCGAAGGAGACGCCGGCUAAGCAGAACAACGGCCCCGCGAGUACAUCGUGUCCCUUCAGCCCUGGUGAUCUAGUAUGGGCACGUCUAGAAGGACAUCCAUGGUGGCCCUGCAUGGUGUACAAUCACCCUGUGUCUUCAGAGUACUUAAGGGGUCAGGGGAAGUCCCAGCGGGUUCAUGUGCACUUUUUUGAUGACACUCCAACAAGGGGCUGGGUCAGCAUCAAAUAUGUUAAACAAUACAACGGUUCAGCUGCUAGUGACUCAAAACCAGGAGGCACCUUCUUCAGUGGAAAGCCAGAGAUUCGCCGUGCAAUGUCUCUGGCAGAUGCUGCUAUGAAUGAUGAUAAAGAAAAGCGUUUACAGUUGGCUGUGUGCACCGAUCCGUCAGAAGAUGAAGAUGAGCCAGAAGAGGUCAUGGAGGUUGAUGAGCAGUCCGAACAUAGCGAAGAAGAAAAAGAGGAAGCACUUAAGCCUAAUAAGCGGAAAACAAGGCUCACUUCUAGUGGUCAACAAAAAGCAAAACGGAGACGGAUUAUUGUAGAAUCGGAUAGUGACCAGGAAAAUACAGAUGAUGAAUUUAAGCCAGAUGAGGCUGAAGUGAGCAGUGAAGAGUGCAGUAGUGGCGAAGAGGAGGUCAGUGAGCCAGAAACUGAACCUGAGACAGAUCCAGAGAGCCCUAUAAAACCAGUUAAACACAAAUCAAAACCUGCAAAGAAAACUGUUAAAGACACCCCUUUGGUGGGCAGUAGUCCUUUGCAGACUCCUAAAAGGUCUCCUGUAAUAGCAGCAAACACCAAGUCUAAACUUUCUGCCUUCUCUGCUCCAGAAAGCUUUGAAAGUCAAGCCAGCACUGGCACAUCCGGUAGCAGCGGUGCAACUGUCUGGGAUCAUGAGAAGCUAGAAUGGCUGCAGGAAGAGAGGAGAAAAGACUCCAAAAGAAGGAAGUCCUCUGACCCAGAUUUUGACCCCACAACCCUGUAUGUUCCUGAGGACUUCCUGAACAAAUGCACCCCAGGCAUGCGGAGAUGGUGGCAGCUGAAGUCUGAAAUGUUUGACACUAUUAUCUUCUAUAAAGUUGGCAAAUUCUAUGAACUGUAUCACAUGGAUGCUGUGACCGGUGUGAAUGAGAUGGGGCUCAUGUUUAUGAAGGGCUCCUGGGCACAUUCUGGAUUUCCAGAGAUUGGAUUUGGACGUUUCUCUGAUGUUUUGGUUCAGAAGAGCUACAAAGUUGCAAGGGUAGAACAGCUUGAGACUCCAGAAAUGAUGGAAGCUCGAUGUAAAACAAUGGCACGUCCGACCAAGUUUGACAAAGUUGUGCGGCGGGAUGUGUGUCGUGUGAUUACCAAAGGUACGCAGACCUACAGCGUUCUAGAUGGUGCUCCAUCAGAGAGUCACAGCAAAUACCUAUUGUGUGUUAAGGAGAAAGCCGAUGAGGAGUCCUCUGGCUGCCAGCGUACCUAUGGAGUUUGCUAUGUGGAUACAUCUGUUGGUAAGUUCUACAUUGGUCAGUUUGAAGAUGACCGACAUUGCUCAAGAUUUAGGACUCUCGUUGCACACUACCCACCAGCUGAGCUGCUUUUUGAAAAGAACAACUUGUCGACAGAGACCCGCAAAUUACUAAAGGGCUGCUUGGCUUCUGUUAUUCAAGAGGGUCUGAGUCCAGGCUCGCAGUUUUGGGAGGCUUCAAAAACGCUAAAAGUACUGGCAGAAGAAGACUACUUUAAAGAGAGCACCAAAGUUAAUGGCAAGUGUGAAGGUGGGUUGCCUCCAACACUCAAAGGCAUGGUCUCUGAGAGUGACACCUUAGGCCUCACUCCAAAGGAGGGCUAUGAGCUGGCAUUGUCUGCAAUGGGGGCUUGUGUGUUUUACCUGAAAAAAUGUCUUGUUGACCAAGAAUUGUUAUCGAUGGCUAACUUUGAAGAGUAUAUUCCUGUUGAUGUGGAGAUGGAUAAAAGUCAGACUUCUAUGAGCUUCUUUGCUAAGACUCGUCAGCGCAUGGUGCUGGAUGGUGUAACGUUAAGCAAUCUGGAGAUUCUGCAGAAUGUAACCACUGGGACCAUGGAAGGCACUUUGCUGGAGAAGUUGGACAGCUGUUGCACACCUUUUGGCAAGCGGCUCCUUAAACAGUGGCUUUGUGCUCCGUUAUGCAACACAUUUUCUAUUGGUGAUCGUCUGAAUGCGGUGGAAGAUCUGAUGGCUGUGCCAGACAAGAUGAGUGAGAUUAGGGAGCUUCUGAAGAAGCUGCCAGACCUCGAGAGACUUCUCAGUAAGAUCCACAGCAUUGGCUCCCCUCUAAAGAGCAAGGACCAUCCAGAUAGUCAAGCUGUCCUCUAUGAGGAGACUACCUACAGCAAAAGGAAGAUUGCAGAUUUCUUGUCUGCCUUUGAAGGGUUCAAAGUCAUGCAGACAAUCAUCAGUAUCAUCACUCCAGCUCUGGAUGGCUUCAGAUCAGUGUUACUGAAGCAGAUUGUCAGCCUCAGAGAAGAGACUGAGGAAGGCCUCUUUCCAAGUUUGUCAUCUGAGCUUAAGAGGUGGGAUACUGCCUUUGACCACCAGAAAGCCAGAAAUACUGGAGUUAUAACCCCCAAAGCAGGCUUUGACCCAGAAUAUGACCAAGCCCUUGCUGACAUCAAAAACACAGAGGGCUGUCUUCAGGAUUACCUGGAAAAGCAGCGCAAGCGGCUUGGCUGCAAAUCUGUUGUUUACUGGGGCACUGGCAAAAAUCGUUACCAGAUGGAGAUCCCAGAAAGCGUCACAGAGAGACACGUCCCAGAGGAAUAUGAGGUGAAGUCCACAAAAAAGGGCUAUAAACGCUACUGGACAAAAGAGAUAGAGCGGCUUUUUGGGAACCUGGUGAGUUCAGAGGAACGCAGAGAUGGGGCUUUGAAGGACUGCAUGAGGAGGCUCUUUUACAACUUUGAUAAGAACUAUAAGGAAUGGCAGAUGGCUGUCGAGUGUGUAGCUGUCUUAGAUGUGCUCCUCUGCCUUGCCAGCUACAGCCAGGGAGGCGACGGCCCAAUGUGCCGCCCAGAGGUAGUCCUGCCAGAAGACGGAGCGCUGCCAUUCCUUGAGCUACGAGGCUCGCGUCACCCGUGCAUCACGAAAACCUUCUUUGGGGAUGACUUCAUUCCCAAUGACAUUUUCAUUGGCUGUAGAGGAGAUGAUGAGUGUGAGAAAGAGGAAGAGCAGGCAUCUUGUGUGCUUGUGACAGGACCCAAUAUGGGAGGCAAGUCGACACUCAUGAGGCAGUGCGGUCUUCUUGUCAUCUUGGCACAGCUCGGCUGUUAUGUGCCUGCUGAAAGUUUUCGUCUGAGCCCCGUUGACCGGGUUUUCACCAGGCUGGGGGCAUCUGAUCGAAUCAUGGCAGGUGAGAGCACUUUUUUUGUGGAGCUGAGUGAGACGGCAAGCAUAUUGCAUCAUGGAAGCCAGCACUCGCUUGUCCUCAUUGAUGAGCUAGGUAGAGGCACAGCCACUUACGAUGGAACUGCCAUUGCCAGUGCCGUGGUCAGGGAGCUGGCAGAACACAUUCAGUGUCGCACUCUGUUUUCCACUCAUUACCACUCCCUAGUGGAGGACUACUCUCAUUACCCAGCAGUGAGACUGGGCCACAUGGCCUGUAUGGUAGAAAAUGAGUGUGAAGACCCAAGUCAGGAAACCAUUACAUUCCUGUAUAAAUUCAUCAGAGGAGCCUGUCCUAAAAGUUACGGAUUCAACGCUGCCAGGCUUGCCAGCAUUCCUGAGGAGGUCAUUCAGAUGGGACACAAGAAGGCCAAAGAGUUUGAAAGGAGCACAGUGUCACUAAGAGUGUUUAAGAAACUCUGUCUGCUUCUGGAGGAUCCUAAAGCGGAAGUGGAGCGAAUCAUUUCAUUAGUUAAGCUCGUUCACAAGUUGUAAGAAGGGUGGGAGGAGUGUUGUGGUGUUCAGUCACAAAAUGUUUUCACUACUCUAAUGAUCUAAUAAAGUUUAUUUUUUAAAAAAUGA
Molecule: messenger RNA, 4269 nt
Organism: Polypterus senegalus (gray bichir)
Lineage: Eukaryota; Metazoa; Chordata; Cladistia; Polypteriformes; Polypteridae
Gene: msh6
Product: mutS homolog 6 (E. coli)
Exons: 10
Coding region: 148-4182 (1344 amino acids)
Biological process (GO): mismatch repair
Cellular component (GO): nucleus; MutSalpha complex
Molecular function (GO): ATP binding; mismatched DNA binding; ATP-dependent DNA damage sensor activity
Source: RefSeq, a predicted model, not a curated record